AUGCUGCUAGCUUUCCGCCUGAUUUCCCGAAGUGCUUCUGCUAGAAUAUCCAUAGCCCACCCACACGCUCUGCUUGUUGCCGCAUCGAAGUUUUACGACCCCCCCGAUCCCGACUACUGUCGCCAACACUCCGAGACCCCCCUCCCACCAUCUCACCACCGACACCCGAGCCACGAUGAAGUACACCCUCGUCGUCUCUCUCCUCGCCGCCAGCGUGGCCGCGCAGACGAUCGACCAGCUUGUCGAAGAGAUCCCUACCUGCGCCGUCACCUGUAUCCGCGAUGGAGCCCAGGCGGUGAACUGCGACGUCACGGAUUUCACGUGCUCGUGCUCAAAGGUCGGGGAGCUGACUUCCUCCGUCGUCCCCUGCCUCGCCACGUCCGGUUGCAACUCCUCGGAUCAAGCCAAGGUCCUCCAGCUCGCCACCCAGAUCUGCGCCAUGGUCGGCGAGGGCGGGCAAGUCUCUGCCGCCGCCACGACCGGCACCGCUACCACAACCUCCACCGGCACCGCCACGGGGGCCGCCGCCGUCACCUCCAGCACGGCACCCAGCGCCGCCGACAGACUGCAGGCCGCCGGUUGGGCCGGGGCCAUCGCCGCCGCCGCCGCCUUUGCCCUCUAAGUCCGUCCGACGACGGAGUGCCAUCGUCCCACCGGGCUCUUUGCGCAGCUACCUACUCUUUAUAUUUUUCUUAA
Molecule: messenger RNA, 696 nt
Organism: Colletotrichum higginsianum IMI 349063
Lineage: Eukaryota; Fungi; Ascomycota; Sordariomycetes; Glomerellales; Glomerellaceae
Exons: 2
Coding region: 1-696 (231 amino acids)
Source: RefSeq, a predicted model, not a curated record